Molecule: messenger RNA, 611 nt
Organism: Tinamus guttatus (white-throated tinamou)
Lineage: Eukaryota; Metazoa; Chordata; Aves; Tinamiformes; Tinamidae
Source: RefSeq, a predicted model, not a curated record
AUGUUGGAAGAACUGGAAGGGUCACAGCUCAGCCAACAGGGUGAAUCCUUCCAUGAUUAUAACCAUACUCACUACUCAGUGAAGGAUUUUCCAAUGAAUGUCCCUGGCAGGACAUUUAUUUACCCCUUCUUCACUAGAGGCAGACCUUUCCCACUGCAAUUGCUUUUCUUUGGCACGUUAUUCUGUAUCUAUAAUGGCUUCCUUCAGGGAUACUACCUGAUUUACUGCGCUGAAUAUCCAAAUGAUUGGUGCACUGACAUCAGAUUUACAUCAGGCCUUCUCUUAUUUCUGCUUGGAAUGGGGAUCAAUAUUCACAGUGACCUCCUGUUGCGCCAGCUGAGAAAACCAGGGGAAGUCACCUACAAGAUCCCUCAAGGGGGAUUGUUCACCUAUGUUUCUGGAGCCAACUACUUUGGAGAAAUUGUGGAAUGGUUUGGCUUUGCCAUAGCAACCUGGUCCUUACCAGCCUUUGCCUUUGCCUUUUUUACUCUUUGCUGCAUUGGGCCACGUGCUUAUCACCAUCACAGGUACUAUCUCAAGACAUUUACGGACUAUCCAAAAUCAAGGAAAGCCUUGAUUCCUUUUGUUUUUUAAUGAUUGGAAUAAGGACU